AUGUCGAAGUCAGCGAAAGGCUCAAUCGAGAAAAAGGGAAAGAAUGUUAAAGCCAAGUCCGGCUUGAACAAAUCAAUUCUUGAUCAAGAUCGUUUAGCAAAAAUGUGGUCUUUAUUUGGUGUGAAGACACCAAUAAUGUCAGACAUACAUCAAUCGACAGCAUCCGCAGCAAGGAUGUUUGAGACAGAACACGACAAUGAUGCAACAGGUAGUACAACAUCCGAUAGUGAUAAUGCCAAUGAUGAGCAUGGCAGUGAUGACCAUCAAGAAGAGCAGUUGAAUCAUCAAGAAAUUGCUGAAAGUGCAGCUCAAGCUCAGGAUAGUAUUCGUUUUCUAUUGUCAGGGGAAAAUCUUACGGAUAGCGUUGAUAAUGCCGUAGAUGAUUAUGAGGACGACGAAGAUAACGAUGAUGACUUUGAUGAGUUUGAUGACGAUGAAGAAGAGCAGUUUUGUGAUUAUGAUGGUUAA
This is a messenger RNA of Ostrinia furnacalis (Asian corn borer), 468 nucleotides long. RefSeq lists its product as uncharacterized. The transcript is spliced from 2 exons. The coding region runs from base 1 to 468 and encodes 155 amino acids. The record is from RefSeq and is a predicted model, not a curated record. NCBI's taxonomy places the organism in Eukaryota, Metazoa, Arthropoda, Insecta, Lepidoptera, Crambidae.